CAGGCAGGAAGUAGAAAUGAAAACACAAGGAGAUUUACUUGUCUUUCACUGUUCCCCCCCUUUGCUUUAACGUAAAUAGCCGCAGGAAUAGACGGUUGGAGUUAAACAACACAUUUGGAAACCUUUUUUUUUCUUACUGCACCGUCACCUGUCCCGCAGGGAUUAUAGGCCGGUUGAUAAAAGGCUGUGCGCACUUUCCUGACGCGAUGACCGUCCAUUGAUGGGAAUAAUCAGCAGAGUCGCCGCUAAUUUGACUGUAAUUCGUUUUAUUUUAUUAGAAACCAUCAUCAGAGAAUCAUGUCCGGACGACUUCAAGCGAGCAGGACCGACGGUGUCGAUAAAAACGUGUGGGUUGAGUUCACACAACUGGCAGCAGACUACAAAGCAGUGAACCUCGGGCAGGGAUUUCCAGACUUCUCCCCUCCUGCGUUUGUCCAGGAGGCUUUUUGUAAAGCCGUGAGUGGAGGACCCACCAUGCACCAGUAUACCCGAGCUUUCGGCCAUCCGCCUCUUGUGAAAAUUCUGGCUAAAUUCUUCAGCCGGAUUGUGGGACAUGAGAUUGAUCCUUUUGAGGACAUCCUGGUCACAGUCGGAGCUUAUCAGGCUCUCUUCUGUGCAUUUCAGGCCCUGAUUGAUGAAGGGGAUGAGGUCAUAAUUGUUGAGCCGUUCUUUGACUGUUACCAGCCGAUGGUGAUGAUGGCUCGAGGAAAGGCAGUGUAUGUACCUCUGAGACCGAAGGUUGAUUGUGGCGCCGUCCUGUCGAGUGGAGACUGGGUUCUUUCUGCUGAGGAGCUGGCCAGUAAAAUCACUCCACGCACAAAAGCCAUAGUUAUUAACACUCCAAACAACCCAUUAGGAAAGGUUUACAAGACAGAAGAGCUCCAAAUGAUCGCUGAUCUGUGUAUCAAACAUGACCUGCUGUGCAUCAGUGACGAGGUGUACGAGUGGCUGACUUAUGACGGAACCAAGCAUGUAAAGAUAGCCAGCCUUCCUGGCAUGUGGGAACGAACCAUAACUGUCGGCAGUGCUGGAAAGACUUUCAGUGCUACUGGCUGGAAGGUUGGCUGGGCUAUCGGCUCUGGACACAUCAUCAAACACAUGAAAACCAUCCAUCAGAACAGCGUCUACCACUGUGCAACCGCUGCUCAGGAGGCAGUAGCUCAGGGAUUUGAGAGAGAAUACGAGGUGUUUGGGACUCCAGACAGCUACUUCCAGCAGCUGCCUGCCAUGCUGCACCACAAGAGGAAGAAACUGGCCUCGUGUCUGGAGAGUGUGGGUUUGCAGCCCAUCAUGCCAGAGGGAGGCUAUUUUAUGAUCGCAGACAUCUCCUCUGUCAAGGUGGACCUCAAUGGCCGAAACACUAAGGAUGAAUGCAAUGAUUUCAGAUUUGUUAAAUGGCUAAUUAAAGAGAAGGGUUUAGCAACAAUCCCCGUCUCUGCGUUCUACAGUCCAGAGCACUCCAAGGAGUUUGACAAGUACAUCAGAUUCUGUUUUGUCAAGGAGGACUCCACCCUGGACGCAGCAGAGGACAUAUUGAGAAAGUGGAGUGCCGGACAGUAAAAUCGUCCAUGAUGAUGAUGAUGACAAUGAUGAUGAUGAUGAAGAAUCAUUACCCGUCCAUCCAGAUUUCACCAAGCUACUUAAACUGGCUUGUUUUGCCUGCUGAGUUAAAAUGAGCCAUAUUCAGUGUUUUGUCAAAAAAAAAACCCUCUUGGUGUUCCUGUGCAAUAAUUCAUAGAAAACAAUGAAUUAAAUAUUGUUAAUAUUAGAACUAUUUA
This is a messenger RNA of Toxotes jaculatrix (banded archerfish), 1778 nucleotides long. RefSeq names its product kynurenine--oxoglutarate transaminase 1-like. Bases 298 to 1560 code for a protein of 420 amino acids. Gene Ontology annotation, biological process: biosynthetic process. Gene Ontology annotation, molecular function: L-kynurenine:2-oxoglutarate transaminase activity; pyridoxal phosphate binding. NCBI's taxonomy places the organism in Eukaryota, Metazoa, Chordata, Actinopteri, Toxotidae. The record is from RefSeq and is a predicted model, not a curated record. Gene Ontology annotation, cellular component: cytoplasm; mitochondrion. The transcript has 13 exons.